This is a messenger RNA of Nannospalax galili (Upper Galilee mountains blind mole rat), 948 nucleotides long. RefSeq names its product olfactory receptor 7A17-like. Gene Ontology annotation, biological process: G protein-coupled receptor signaling pathway. Lineage: Eukaryota; Metazoa; Chordata; Mammalia; Rodentia; Spalacidae. Gene Ontology annotation, molecular function: olfactory receptor activity; G protein-coupled receptor activity. The record is from RefSeq and is a predicted model, not a curated record. Gene Ontology annotation, cellular component: membrane.
AUGGAAUCAGGAAAUGACACACAACUUUCAGAAUUUUUUCUUCUGGGAUUUUCAGAGCAUCAACCACAAAUUCAGUCUCUCAUAUUUGGGCUGUUCCUCUCCAUGUACCUAGUUACUGUCUUUGGGAACCUGCUCAUCAUCCUGGCCAUAGUCUCAGACUCCCACCUGCACAGGCCUAUGUACUUCUUCCUCUCAAGCCUGUCCUUUGUGGAUGUCUGCUUCACUUCCACCACUGUUCCAAAGAUGCUGGUGAAUAUUCAGGCCCAGAGCCAGGUCAUCACCUGUGCGGACUGCAUCACCCCGAUGUACUCCUUACUGCUUCUCUCAGGGCUGGACAUCUUUCUGUUGACUGUGAUGGCCUAUGACCACUAUGUCGCCAUCUGUCACCCCCUGCAUUGCACGAUCAUCAUGCAUCCCAGGCUCUGUGGGUUGCUGAUUCUGGUGUGCUGGACCGUGGGUGUCCUGAAUUCCUUAUUGCAUAGCUUCUUGGUACUGAGGCUGUCCUUUUGCACAGUCUUGGAAGUUCCCCACUUUUUCUGUGAACUUAAUCAGGUGGUGCACCAUGGCUGUUCUGACACCUUUAUCAAUGACACGGUGAUUUACAUUACAGCUAUGCUGCUGGCGGUGGGUCCCCUUGCUGGCAUCAUUUAUUCUUACUCUAUGAUUGUGUCUUCCAGACGUGCAAUCUCCUCAGCUCAGGGGAAGUACAAAGCAUUUUUCACCUGUGCGUCUCACCUGUCCGUUGCCUCCCUAUUUUAUUGUACCCUCCUGGGAAUGUACCUAAGUUCUGCCAUGACCCAAAAUUCACACUCCCCUGCCACGUACACCAUGGUAACCCUCAUUGUGGACCCUUUCAUCUAUAGUCUAAGGAACAAAGACAUCAAGAGUGCUCUGAAAAUGCUGUUUGGGAGAGUUACUGGAAAUAGACUAGUGGACUCACCGUCAUAG